Messenger RNA from Phascolarctos cinereus (koala), 1007 nucleotides. The record is from RefSeq and is a predicted model, not a curated record. Lineage: Eukaryota; Metazoa; Chordata; Mammalia; Diprotodontia; Phascolarctidae.
CCUGAGAUGCUCACGAUGCCAUUCUCUCUUCUCUUCAUCUCUAAUUCUUCUCAGGCUGAGUACUUUGGAAAGAUUCACAUUGGGACCCCACCCCAGGAGUUCACUGUGGUGUUUGAUACUGGCUCCUCUAAUCUUUGGGUCCCCUCAGUCUACUGCAAGAGCGCCGCCUGCCGAAACCACCACAGAUUCUUUCCCUCUAAGUCCUCCACCUUCCGGAGCACCGACAAACCUCUGUCCAUUGAGUAUGGUACUGGCAGCAUGGAAGGAGUCCUGGGCUAUGACACUGUCAUUGUCUCCGAUAUCGUAGACCCUGAACAGAUCUUUGGCUUGAGCACCCAGGAGCCUGGUGAGUUCUUUAUCUAUGCUGAAUUUGAUGGGAUCCUAGGACUGGGCUACCCCUCCAUAUCUGCGGAUGAUGCCACCCCUGUGUUUGACCACAUGAUGAAAAAGCACUUGGUCGCCCACGACCUCUUCUCUGUUUAUCUAAGUGGGGAUAAUCGGAAGAGCAUGCUCAUCCUUGGGGCCAUCGACCCAUCCUACUACACUGGCUCCAUUCACUGGAUCCCUGUCACUGAGCGGGGCUAUUGGCAGUUCUAUGUGGACAAAAUCACUGUCAACAACAAGGUGGUGGCUUGUGAUGGUGGUUGCCAGGCCAUCUUGGAUACUGGCACCUCUCUGUUGGUCGGUUCAAAUCAUGGCGUUGUCAACAUCCAGAAAGCCAUUGGAGUUACUGACGGGUAUUACAUCAAUUGCAACAAACUGAGCUCCAUGCCUUCAGUUGAUAUUCAUAUCCGCGGCAAGAAGUUCCCUCUCCCUCCCUCAGCCUACACCAUUCAGGACGAUGGAGAGUGUACCAGUGGCUUUGAGGAUAGUUAUUCCUCGCUGUGGAUCCUGGGAGAUGUCUUCAUCCGACAAUACUACAGCGUCUUUGACAGGGCCAACAACCGUGUGGGGUUGGCCACAGCGAUCUAACAAAGACAUUGAAUUCAGCCAGCCUCACCCCACUU